AUGUCGAGCUCUGUCUCGGAACAACGCCCACCUAAAAGGGCCCGAAAAACAAAGAUCAACGACGAAAAACUGCAGGGUGCUGAGGUUAAAAUUGGAAGAAGUCCUGCCUCGUCACACAGCCUUUGGCAUGUUGGUGCCCACGUUUCUGUCGCUGGUGGCAUUGAGAAUGCAGUACUGAACGCGGCGUCUAUAGGGUCUGAUGCUUUCGCGUUAUUCGUAAAAUCACCCAGGAAGUGGGCUUCUGAUCCUUUCAAAGACUCAAUGGUCGAAAACUUCAAGGCGCGUAUGAGGGAAUACCACUACGGACCUAGAGAUGUUCUAACACAUGGAAGCUAUCUUAUCAAUCUCGGCAAUCCAGACUUUCAAAAGAGAGAAAAGUCAUAUGAAUGCCUUGUUGACGACCUAAACCGUUGCCAACAGCUCGGUUUGGAGGUUUAUAACUUUCAUCCAGGUUCGUCUGUGGGUGCAGCGACGACCGCGGAAUCAAUAGGCCUCAUCGCGGAGUGCCUCAAUCGGGCGCACAAAGCUACAACAUCUGUAGUAACUGUACUUGAGAACAUGGCCGGUGGCGGUCAUAUCAUCGGCUCUGAUUUCUCUCAUCUCGCAGAUAUCAUAGCAGCCGUAGAAGAUAAAUCCCGCAUUGGAGUUUGUUUGGAUACAUGUAUGGCUCGCGUUGCGUAUCGGUUGUCGACGUUAACACCCUUUCUAGGUCAUAUGUUUGCAGCGGGCUACGACAUCCGAACCAAACAAGGAUGGGACGACACGAUAACAAAGUUUGAUCAACAAGUUGGCUUGUCAUACUUGCGCGGAAUGCACCUGAACGACUCCAAGACAGAUUUCGCGUCAAAUCGUGAUCGCCACGAGAACAUCGGCAUGGGCCGUAUAGGAUUGGAGCCGUUCCACUACAUCCUAAUUGAUCCUAGAGUUCAAGGUAUACCUCUUAUUCUGGAGACCUCUGAACCAGAGGCGUGGGCCACGGAGAUUGAGGUGCUGAAUGAGCUCUCCACCUGUACCAAACUCGAUGAUAAGAAGAAAAAGGUGCUCCUCUGUCGCAUUCGAAAGAGCCUGAGAGGAGCUGGUCCUCACAGGGCAGGUUCAAGACGAAUCCAGCGCUCAAAGAAAACCGAUGAUGAUGAUGAGGAAUGCGAUAGCUAAGUUUUCGACCUGAAGAUAGCAGUGUCUUAUUUACAGUAAGGGAGAGGCAAUGAGGCAUGAUGCUGGCCACCGUAUAUUUAACGUUGUGAUAUUCAGGCUAUUUUUACCUUUGGACAGCUCAGUGUCUGAUUACAUAAGUAACUGCCUCUUCUGUUUUCGCUAAAUAUGCCCCCCAUAAGAAUAAUG
Desarmillaria tabescens is the source of this 1341-nucleotide messenger RNA. RefSeq names its product xylose isomerase-like protein. Gene Ontology annotation, biological process: base-excision repair. The coding region runs from base 1 to 1155 and encodes 384 amino acids. Gene Ontology annotation, cellular component: mitochondrion; nucleus. The record is from RefSeq and is a predicted model, not a curated record. NCBI's taxonomy places the organism in Eukaryota, Fungi, Basidiomycota, Agaricomycetes, Agaricales, Physalacriaceae. The transcript has 10 exons. Gene Ontology annotation, molecular function: DNA-(apurinic or apyrimidinic site) endonuclease activity; phosphoric diester hydrolase activity; zinc ion binding.